AAGUUGUUCAGCUGCUCUGAUCAACUACUAGUGUUUGUAUAUCGAGAGGCAGGAGCCGGACAAACAUCCUGCACGUACAACUUCACUGGAUGCGGCGUGUAUGAGUUUGUGAAGCGUGACAAAGAAUGGCAUCCAGCGCUGUUUAUUCGCAGCAUAGAGACCCUAUGCUGAAGAAGAGAGAUGACUUUGAGGACAUUUUGGAGGAGCGGAGGAACUCCAGCGACCUGAGAUACGCCCUCAGAUGUUACACUCCGGUUCUGUACAAAGGAGUGACGCCCUGCAAAUCCAGCGAGCUGAAGAGCAUGGUGCUGCAGUCGGAUCAGCUGCACUACGUCAUCAAUCAGGUUUCCAAAGAGACGGGCCAGCCGACCGAUGACCUGCAGGAUGAGGCGUCGGCCAUCUUGGACGAGAUGGCUCAAAGUCUGCAGCUCAGCACCGUUCGCUUCUUCGCCUUCACGCUCAGCAAGGUGUUCAAAACGUUAUUCAGGAGCAUCUGUGUCAACGAAGAGGGCAUCCAGAGGCUCCAACAGGCCAUCCAGGAGCACCCGGUGGUCCUGUUACCCAGUCACCGCAGUUACAUGGACUUCCUGCUGAUGUCAUACAUCCUGUACACCUACGACCUCGCUCUGCCCGUCAUCGCUGCCGGCAUGGACUUUAUGGGGAUGAAAUUUGUCGGCGAGAUGCUGCGGAUGUCUGGAGCUUUCUUCAUCCGGAGGUCGUUCGGUGGAGACAAACUGUACUGGGCUCUGUUCUCUGAGUACGUCAAGACCAUGCUCAAGAAUGGGUUUGCACCAGUUGAAUUUUUCCUAGAGGGGACAAGAAGCCGGACGUCUAAGUCUUUAACUCCAAAGUUGGGUCUGUUGAAUAUCGUCAUGGAUCCGUUCCUGAAAGGCGAGGUGUUUGACGUUAACGUGGUCCCGGUCAGCAUCAGCUACGAGAGGAUCUUAGAGGAGACGCUUUACGCCAGAGAGCUGCUGGGGAUUCCCAAACCCAAAGAGUCUACUUCAGGUCUGUUCAAAGCCAGAAAGGUCCUGAGUGAAGACUACGGCAGCAUCCACGUCUACUUUGGUCAGCCUGUGUCUGUCAGGAGUUUAGCUGAGGGCAGAGUGAACCGCCGGCAGUUCAACCUGGUACCAAGACACAUCCCCAGGCGGCCGGGUCAGGACAUCCACAGCUUCGUGAACGACUCGGCCUACAAGCUGGUGCGUGCCCAGGAGGAGAACAUGGUGCUGAAGCCCUGGGUCCUGCUGGCCUCCCUGCUGCUGCAGAACCAGGCGGAGGGCCAGCAGCAGGGGAUCGCUCUGGACGAGCUGACGGUGCAGGCCGUGUGGCUGCGGGACCUCGCCCGGCAGUACGGAGCCUUCCUCCACUGGCCCGACCACAUGUCUCCAUCAGAGGUGGUUUCCUCCAGUCUUUCUCUGCAUCGAGGUCUCGUGAGGAUCAGCGAGGGAAAAGUCCAGCUGGCAGUGGAACAAGAAGCAGGAGGCCCCGCGGUGCCAGGGGAGCCUCACAGCGCCGUCUCCCCAGAGGAGCAGCUCCUGAGCCAGGCGGUGGUGGUGCUCUCCUGCGCCUCCUACAGGAACCAGGUGCUGCACCUGUUCGUCCGGCCGGCUCUGCUGGCCUCGGCCAUCCACACAGCAUCCUCCAACCACAAACAGGAGGUCUUCAACAGUUUCAGCUUCCUAAGAAACAUGUUUUCCAAUGAGUUCAUCCUCUGUCCUGGAGCUACAGUGCAGGACUUCGAGGAGGCCUGUUUCCUGCUGGAGAAGACCGGAGCGCUGCAGGUGACCGAGCAGGAGGUUCUAGUCACAGAACGAGGACAGAGAACAAUGACCUUCCUCACCAGCCUGCUGGAUCCAUUUUUACAAGGAUACCAGGUGGUGUGCCGGUUCUUGUGUGAAGAGGCCACCGAGAACCUGACAGAGAAGCAGUUUGUUCCUGACGUCCGGAAGUUCAUCAUCAAACAGAUUCUAGCAGGUAGACUAAGACACGCCGAGGUGUUGUCGGCUGACCUCCAGAAGAACUCCCUGGCAGCUUUACAGAGACUCGGUGCUGUACGGAAAAUCAAAGGAGUGGAUCAGGAGACGUUAAAGGUCAACAAGGUGAUGGUGAACUCACUGGAAGACACUCUGGGAGGAAAACUUCCCACUCAGAAAGCGGCCGUGGCUCGCCUCUAAUGCUCCGACCUCAUUAGCCAAAAGAGCGCCGAGGAGGGCCGAACCUUUUUUUACCUGCGUCAGUGAUAUGUCAGCGCGGCUCGGCCAAACAGGUUUCAGUGAGAGAUGGAAGAGAACAAAAGGAUUGCCAACCGGUGACGGCUCAAUUCGCUUUUUUUCCUUUAAUUUCACUAUGUUCUUUUCACUUUCAAUACGCCUUUUUUUCCCUCUCUCUCUGUCUCUCUCAGAUCUUUCUAUUAAAAAGCUUUUAUAUAUGUUCAUAAAGCCAGAUGAUGAGUAAGGCCUCUGAAGGUAUACUGCUAAGCUUUCCGCCUCAUUCUGAAAAACUGACCUUUUGUUAAGAGCAGCUUUAUGAAAGCGUCUGAAUGUGCAAACUGCACUCAGGAUAGUGGCCGCCGCGCCAUUAAUGCAUCUGAUGCGUAUCCUCUAACACUCAGCGUGGCUUUUCUUUGUUAUUCUCAGUCCGUCUGUUCAUUAUCUGUUCUUCUUGUCUCUUUUCUGAGCACUUUAAUCAAUUUAUUCAUGCAGUGUGCUGUGGACCUAUAUCUUAACACUCCUUUGACAGACUGUUUUCUCUCUUUUUUUUAUUGUUUUUUUUUGUGGGGAAAAGUUGCAAAAAUUGGCAGAUAAGAACAUUUGCUUGGUUACGUAUUUUAUCUAUUGGUAAAACUAUUUUUCUUUGCACUUAUUGAACAAAAUUAUUUAUAUAUUUGAGUCAAAACAAUGUGCCACAGAUCCAAGGCUUGUAUCAGGUGUCAUAGUUGGAUUUAAAACCACUCUCAGGCCUUUUUUGCCAACACCAACGCCAAUUUGUCUUUGUUUCCACAGUGAGAUAACGCUACAGACGACACGUUGUUGCCAAUAAAAUUGAAGUUAGUUGCAUUAAAGCACUACCAGCUACACCAAAGGUUAGUUUUUGCUCAUAUUUGGAGAUCUACAUUUGAUAUCAUGUUCUCAAGUCUAGAAUUAGAGUAACUGAAGUUGCCUCUGAUUUGAAGUCGGAAUAAGUUUAUUUAUAUUCAAAGCGAUACACGUGUUAUUUAAUUUUGUUACACGGGAAGGAAGGGAAGGCAACACAAAGGAUAAUAGCUGUAAAACAGAGAGUCAGAGGGACUUGAUAGUGGUGGUAAAAGCAGCAGCAGCAUUACGGGUCAAAACUUCACGUUAAAGGAGCUUUAAAGGUGUUUAAAGAUUUUAUUUUCAGACUCAGGUUGACCUACUUGACUACUGACACGUUCAGAAAUUUAUAUCAAAUUUUCCAAAUUAGAUUAGUUAAAAAAUAAUUAUGUUGACUCUAUUUAUUUGAAGUUAACAUGAACUGUUAUUAUGAAAUCCCACUCCAGCGCUGACAGCAGAUUUGGGUUUUACAGAAACAGGCAGAGCUGCUUUUCAUUUAGGAACCCACAUUUAGUUCCUGCGUCAUAUUACCUGCCAGCCAAUAUAAGGCUGGCUAUUGUUUUUGAUAUGUUGUUAUCGGGGCCAAUAUGAUACUAGAGUUGUGGU
This is a messenger RNA of Centropristis striata (black sea bass), 3680 nucleotides long. RefSeq names its product glyceronephosphate O-acyltransferase (gene gnpat). Gene Ontology annotation, molecular function: glycerone-phosphate O-acyltransferase activity. The transcript is spliced from 17 exons. Gene Ontology annotation, cellular component: mitochondrial membrane; peroxisomal membrane. The record is from RefSeq and is a predicted model, not a curated record. Gene Ontology annotation, biological process: ether lipid biosynthetic process. Lineage: Eukaryota; Metazoa; Chordata; Actinopteri; Perciformes; Serranidae. Bases 126 to 2177 code for a protein of 683 amino acids.